Stylonychia lemnae is the source of this 609-nucleotide messenger RNA. NCBI's taxonomy places the organism in Eukaryota, Ciliophora, Spirotrichea, Sporadotrichida, Oxytrichidae. The record is from the annotation of a GenBank genome assembly.
AUGGGACUAGUUUGCUGUGCUUACGAAAGAGAUAGAGAAACUAAAACUACUGAGAUGAGUUCAACUCACAAAGUGCGUAUCACUUUUUCAGGUACUUAAGACUAUGCUUCUGGAACACCAGAAGGGGAUAUCUAAGACCCCUAAUAAUAUCCUUAAGAUGAGGAGCCUACUCCUACUACUACUAGUAGCAGAAGGGAAUCAGUUAAAAAGCCUGCAAAUUUAAAGAGAUAUAAGUCAAUUAGAGGUGAUCAGGUCGAUGAAAUAGUCGAAAAAAUUGUCUAUGAAAUGGAUAUUUAGCUACCAAUUAUCAGAAUCUUGCAAGGAAGGUAUUUAAUUGGAACUGAAUACAAAAUGCUUAUGAUCAAGAAUGAUUCUUGUAUGGUAAGAGUUGGAGGUGGCUUUGAAAAACUAGAAGAGUAUAUCAUGAGAAAUCAAGACGCCGAGCUUGACAAGAUUAAGCGUAUGAUGGUUGAUAAUGGAAAAUCUUUUGCUGAGGUGAUGACAAGUUUGCUAGAAAAGUUCAAUGCUGAUAAGACUGUGAUCUUCAACUACUAGAAGUAUAGCAAGUAUAACAUUCCCGAGAAGUGUCUUCCCCAAGAACACAGAUGA